AUGCAUCUCUUCGUCUUUCAUGGAUAUUCGAAGGAACACAUUGCGGAGUUCAAGUCUCAGAAAAAGAGCCGGAAAGCUGCCGCUUCUGAAAAGCCAGUUCAUAGCUGCAUAUUCCGUGAAACAGUGUUCAACAGUGCGAGUGGACUUGGUCGACAUAGAACUGGCAAGCUUGCGGACGAACAUUCAGCACCAACUAUUGUGUGUCCUCUCUGCAGAGAGAAUAUUAAAAACCACAGUGAGUUCGCAGAGCAUACUCAUCAAUAUCAUGCUGAAGACACAGACGACAGCGACGGAGAUGAAGAGAUGAUGGAAGUAGUGGUGAAAGAUGAUGUGGAAAAUCAAGAGGUUGCAAGAAGUUCGACGGAUAUGGACGACCGCCACAAAGGUAUUUUUCAAAGGAUGGAAAUGGUUAUUGUAGCUUGGGCAUCAGCUCGUGAGAGUGUCUUUAAACUAAUGAGAGAACCAACGGAAGGCACGCAAAUGGAGUUAGAGCAGGCGCUACAGGAAAUGGAGGAAAUAAGCAAGAUAUUAAGCUUGUUAGCAGCGAAUAUUGGAAAGAGCGGAAAGCGGAAAUACUGCUCACCGCCUAGACAUGCCUUCGGUCGGCCGUUCUCAAGCACUGACACCGAUGAGAAAACUGCACAAAGUCUGAAACCACUCAUAUGCAAAAGAUAUCCUCCGAAAUAUUCGUUUAGCGCUCUCAUCUACGCAAGGAACAGCAGGCUAAGCGGAAACCAACUGUGA
Messenger RNA from Necator americanus (New World hookworm), 744 nucleotides. RefSeq lists its product as uncharacterized. The coding region runs from base 1 to 744 and encodes 247 amino acids. The record is from RefSeq and is a predicted model, not a curated record. The transcript has 4 exons. NCBI's taxonomy places the organism in Eukaryota, Metazoa, Nematoda, Chromadorea, Rhabditida, Ancylostomatidae.